AUGGUUAGAAAGACACUUUGCUUCGUGGCGACGAUUGCGAGCAUUGCAGCUGCAUCAACGGAAGGCGGGUUCUUCAUCACACAGGACGUGCUGGAGAGAAUGGCCGGGGCAGGCCCUGUGAACGGAGUAUACACUCUGCAGCAGACAAACAAUGGCAACUUUGUGGUCAGCAACGACACAAAGACUGCUGUUACGCAGAAUCAGGGAACGAUGGAGUUUAAAACAGAUGUUCCGUAUGCAACACCGCUGUAUGCACCUACUGCGAAUGAGGUCAAUUAUGCAACAGAAGAGGCUAUCUGGUCACAAGAGGUGAGCAGGUAUGAAAGCCAGAACCAGAACCCAAGCACGUUUGUGCCGAUUGCUGCGCCUGUGGUGCCGGUGGGCGACAAGGAAGGCACUGCAACAAAGCCGAUUGCGACAGCCGAUGCGAAGAAGGCUGCUACUGACAAGAAGAACGCUGUAGAUACAAAGAAGAAGGGUGUAAAGAGUGGAGUGGCGCUUGGUGCGCUUGGUGCGAUGGCUGUGUUCUCGAUGAUGCUGUAA
Molecule: messenger RNA, 543 nt
Organism: Ordospora pajunii
Lineage: Eukaryota; Fungi; Microsporidia; Ordosporidae
Exons: 1
Coding region: 1-543 (180 amino acids)
Source: RefSeq, a predicted model, not a curated record